GGAGGGUACUGCGGGGCCUCAGUAAGUCAUCUGGUUCAGGCCCCUGCACUAAGAUAGGACUAAGUAUUAUGUGGACCAUCCCUGACAUGUGUUUGUCUCACCUGUUCUUGAAAUCUAACCUCCCUAGAUACAGCUACGAAGGGGAAGCUUCAUUUCCGAGCAGGUCCUGCUGAAUUAUCUUUUGGAGAACUGAGCAGGUAUAAGUGACAAACUUCACCCAGCCCAAUUGUAAUGCCAAAAUAAAACCCUUAACAGGGAACCAGAGGGCCUCUAAAAUGAAAUUAAGCAGCAGAUGAUAUUGCAUUAAAUGAACGACAACUAGAAAAAGAGAAUCUGCUUACGUACGACCAGGAUCAGUUUGCAAGUUAGCUGCUCUGACACCUGAGAGUCUCAUAAACGUGAGAAAUGUCUUCUGAUGAUCACUGGUCUGCAGAGGAAGAGGACGGUCAAGUAUCUAAACUGACACGGAAAGCCAGAGACUCUCCAUUUGUUCCUGUAGGGAUGGCAGGCUUUGUUGCUGUCGUGGGCUAUGGUCUCUACAAGCUAAAACACAGAGGAGAUCAGAAAAUGUCAGUCCAUCUCAUUCACAUGAGAGUUGCAGCACAAGGCUUUGUCGUAGGAGCAAUAACAAUAGGUGUUCUCUUCUCUAUGUAUAAGGAUUACGUUAAACCUCAGUUCAAGAAUGGGGCCAAAAAGUGAACCAACUCCAUAGGACCAAGCAGGAGAGGAAAGCAUAUGUUCAGAAUUAUUUAUUUAGAAUUUCUAUAUGUAAACAUUGUAAGAAUUUUAAGUAAUCACCACCAGGACUUCUGUUAGCUCUGCCAUUGAAUGGCUGCUCUAUGCUAAAGCCAACUGUUGGGAUCAAUACCUAAACUCACAAUAUCCAUGUCUAUGAUGCUAGAGGCAAUAGACUCAGCGUGACUGACAGCACAGUCAGUACCAAUGUUUCAGCAUUUCCUGCCAGCUAGAGUACUGUGCAAGGAGGAGAACUGUUAUCUAGGGCAGAGGCAGCCAUCGACCUACAUCAAGCUCAGAAUGUUGCAGUACUCCUCCCAUGCAGCCUAGUUAGGAAAGAGGGCUACAGUAUGGUAAGAGAGCAUUACAAGAUUGUUCUUUGGGGUUGGCAGUAGACAGUUAACAGAAGACCUGAAUAGUCGAAUGUCUUGUACCACUGCUGGUUGUCUAAAUAUUUCGUACAAAUAUAUUUAGUAGGCUGCUGUUUGUUUAUGCUGUUUUAUUUAUUAAAUCUUUAUAUAUAGUGUAACCCACUUGGUUACAAUACACUACUCAUGUUUCAACUUGCUGAAGCCAAUGGUUUGUUACAAUAAGUAGAUUUUGAACAGGUGCUCACCAUGAAAUACUGGGUCACUGCUCUUUGGCCUGCUGCAUAUCUCAUGUCAUUGCUGUUGAGACCUUCACCUGCCGGACUCGGUUUAACAAAGAUUCUCUCUAAACCACAGCAGUGAUUAACGUGAUACAAGUAAUGAGAUUACAACAAGAGCCUCUUCCUUCCAACUAAAGCAAGUGUUUGCAAACAAAAGCUCUGGCAGCUAUUUAAAAACUCCCCAGAGAUAACACAUUAGAGGGACUCCUGGUUCAGUUACUGUACAGGCUGAGACUUGCCUGACAUGGAAAGAUGGCAACAAAUUACAGCUAGCACCAACUGGGGUAGAGACCAAGGCUAGAGCCAGCCUGCCUAUAGAGGGAAUCAGCUGAGGAGGUACUAUUCCUCAGCCUUAAACCAAGAUCCUUAGUGUCCCUUGUAUGUAGCUACAGCAGCAAGCAGAAGCCCAGUAUCUAAAUGACACUAGGCCAGCUUGCUAGAUGCCUAAUCCACACUGGCCAAGGUAACAUUGUAAUGGGAUUUACUAAAAACAAAGGCAAGUACCACCUGCAAUAGACUUAGGCUAUGUUUACACUACAGGCCUUACAGCGGCAUUGCUGUACAAGUGGUAAGGUCUCCUGUGUAGCUGUGCUUUGCCAGCAGGAGAGCGCUCUUCUGCUGGCAUAAUUAAACCACCCACAAUGAGCAGCAUUAGCUAUGUUGGCAGGAGAGGCUCUCCUGCUGACAUAGUGCUGUCCACACCAGCACUUUUGCCAGUGAAACUGAUGUUGGUCAGGGGUGUGUGGUUUUUCUUCUACACACUCCUGACCAACAAAAGUUUUACUGACAAAAGUGGUAGUGUAGACAAAACUUUAGUGUGAGAGAGAGUAUCCGAAUAAGACUCAUUUUGCAAAAACAUUUACAGCAUGUGUUUCCACAUUAACUGGUGGAAACUUGGACACCAUUGCCCAUGCUACACUUCAAUCCAAACUUUAGGGUCUCUCUACAGUUUGGAGCCAGAGAAUAUCCUCUGGUGUAUUGCAUUCAGUACUCACACCGGGGGCGUUUUACUUCCCUCACAUGUAAUAGCCACAAGUUUUUGCAGUUGUUCAUACUGUACAGUCUGUUCUUGUACAGAAAAUAGCCAGUGAAAGUUAACAACUUUCUGGGAAAUCUGAUCUGAAGAAUAUCAGCAUUAUUUCUUAAGCAAAUGAAGCCUGAACAGAAAAAGCUAAAGUGAAUUUGACACAUUUAUUUGACAGUCUGGACUUCCAUCAUGUUCAUCUCUGGUCAGUGGCCCAGUUCUGGCAAACCCAGACUUUGACAAGCCCUUUAUGGUGUUCACCGACACCUCAGACAGGGGUCUGGGGGCAGUGUUAAUGCAGGAGGAUGAAAAGGGGGGGGAGCCACCCCAUCAUGUACCUGAGCAACUUCUUGCUCAAGUCAAAGUGUAAUCAAUAUAUUUAAUAAAUUAGUGCCAAAUACCCGUGAAGCAUUUCUGUCCCUGUGUAAGAGAUUUAAUUAAAAAACAGAAAUAAGAUGCCUCAGAACUGAGCCCACAUAGACAUAUAUAAAAAUAUAAUUCAGGGCAUCUUCCAUGAGAAGGCAGUUCCUGCCUCAGGGUUCUUAGCACAACUGCAAAAGAUUUAUCCUUUUAAAAACAAAACAAAAACAAAACACUUUCCCACCCAGAAUAUCAUGGCCUCAAGCUCUGAGCUUGGAACCAUCCAAUUCUCAGAAAUUAUCCUAAUCAUUCAAGACUUCUUGAAAUGGCAGGAAAAUGCAAAGCUCGUGUUCAAUGCCAUUUGUGUAAAGCUAGUCCCAGGAAAAGUUACCCCCAUUCUGUGGUUUUUGGAUUUAUUCAGUUGCAUUUAUGGCUGGAAGAACUACAUAAAGAAUUUCUUCACGGUCCCUCUUCAGGACUUAAUAGUUAACAGGCACUUUCCAUGGUGAGCACUUUUAAAAGAGCAGUGUCCACUCCUAUAACUGUAUAGACAGGUACUUAAACCAAGGAUUCUAUAGAUCCCCACCUCUGAUGUCAGGAGUAAAACCUAAACUUGCAGUGCCUCUGCAAACUGUUUGUAUUUUGAAAUUGAGAAUUAAGCAAUUCAACACACUGUCGGUCAAAUAAAAGCUGGGAUGCGAUGACAAAGAAAACAAAGUUAGACUGAAUGCACAAACAUACAACUCUUUUUAUCCUCCCAUUUCAGUUACACUGUAGUUACCAUCUCCUAAGCAGCAGUCAGCAAUGUAGUUGUGGGGGGGCAAGGCAAGCACUUGAAAUAAAAUCCUAGAGCAGCUCAGUAUUGAAGAACUGGCCAGAUGCUUAGAAGAGGUGGGCAGGGAAGUGAGGAUUGCCACGCUCUUGGUAGGAGACCUCUUGAGAUAGCCACAGUGGAGGCUAGAGAGGUUUGAGAUGAUAGGACUCAUUGCUAUAGUAACCGAGCACCUAAGUACCUGGACAGAUAGGAAGGGUGUUUUUAGAGAGAAGGAAGCAGAAAUGGAAGAGAAUGCCCAGAACAUACUCUUUUCAGAGUAACAGCCGUGUUAGUCUG
Chelonia mydas (Green sea turtle) is the source of this 3879-nucleotide messenger RNA. RefSeq names its product HIG1 hypoxia inducible domain family member 1C (gene HIGD1C). The transcript is spliced from 5 exons. Gene Ontology annotation, biological process: mitochondrial respirasome assembly. The record is from RefSeq and is a predicted model, not a curated record. NCBI's taxonomy places the organism in Eukaryota, Metazoa, Chordata, Testudines, Cheloniidae. Gene Ontology annotation, cellular component: mitochondrion. Bases 406 to 699 code for a protein of 97 amino acids.